Messenger RNA from Spirometra erinaceieuropaei, 474 nucleotides. NCBI's taxonomy places the organism in Eukaryota, Metazoa, Platyhelminthes, Cestoda, Diphyllobothriidea, Diphyllobothriidae. The record is from the annotation of a GenBank genome assembly.
AUGCAAAUCAACCCGACCAACUGGGAAGAGCUUGCCUGCGAUCGUCCGGCAUGGAGGAGAACAAUGAAGACGGGCUCUGCUAUCCACGAAGCCAACCGCAUCGCCAACGCCCAAGCGAAACGCGAAGCUUGCAAAUCCCAACUGCGCCCAGUCAGCAACGCUGCCGCACAACUGCCUCCAACGUGUCCUCGAUGUAAGCAGACAUUCCGGGCUCGAAUCGGCCUUGUUGGACAUCUUCGGAUCAACUGUACCUCUCGAACUGCACCAAACUUCAUCCCCCCGCCCACGUCAUCCUCGUCCUCUCUGCCGCCGAAUAACUCUGUGAAUUCUUCUGCACCACCACUUCCAUCCCCCUCCUCCUCCUCCUCCUCUGCCUCCUCUGCCUCCUCCUCCUCCUCCUCCUCCUCCUCCUCCUCCUCCUCUUCCUCUUCCUCUUCCUCCUCCUCCUCCUCCUCCUCCAUAUCCUCAUCCUAA